Messenger RNA from Poecilia latipinna (sailfin molly), 1990 nucleotides. It is a transcript of the gene chek2, whose product is annotated as checkpoint kinase 2. The record is from RefSeq and is a predicted model, not a curated record. Lineage: Eukaryota; Metazoa; Chordata; Actinopteri; Cyprinodontiformes; Poeciliidae. The transcript has 14 exons. Bases 115 to 1941 code for a protein of 608 amino acids. Gene Ontology annotation, biological process: protein phosphorylation. Gene Ontology annotation, molecular function: protein binding; ATP binding; protein kinase activity.
AAGGAAGCAGGUUGUUCCGGUGAGCCUCUUGCACAUGCGUUGGAUAGUUGUGGAGCUGCAGAUAUUCCCUGGAGAACUGGACCCGAACUAGAGCCCAACUCAAGAGGUGUCAGAAUGUCUGCAGAGAGCUCAGCUGAGGGGGAACCAUCCCAAAACCGGCCCCCGUCCCAGCAGGGGUCCAGUUCGUCCAGCGGUCCUGCCUCUGCCAGCCAGUCGUCCAGCGGCUCGGGGACGCUGAGCAGCGUGGACACGCUCCCCGUCACGCUGCCGUCUGUCCCGGAGGAGGCGGAGCUUCAGCCCUGGGGCCGGCUGCUCCCCAUGGCCCCGGGUUUCCGGAGCCACGACUGUGUGGAGGACCGGUACCUGUUCGGACGGGACACCGCCUGCGACUAUGUCCUGGACGACCCGGAGGACAGGAAGUCCAAGAGGUUCAGGAUCUACAGCAAGAAGCACUUCAGGAUCUACAGGGAGGGAUCGGAGGUCUUCGUGGAGGACUACAGUAACAACGGGACGUUUGUGGACGGGGUGAAGGUCGGUCAGAACAAGAAGCUGCCUCUAACGAAUAACGCCGUCCUUUCUCUGGCUGAGCAGCGCAACCGAGUGUUUGUCUUCAUCGACCUGAUGUCCGAUGAUCAGUCCAGUUUACUCAGAGCUCUGCAGGACAAAUACGUGCUGACCCGCCGGAUCGGAACGGGUGUGUGCGGCGAGGUGCGGCUGGCCUUCGAACGCUCCACCUGCAGGAAGUUUGCAGUUAAGAUCAUCAACAAGAAGAACUUCCAGUCUGAGGGGACUGCGACACGGAACGCAGAGACGGAGAUUGAGAUCCUGCAGAGGGUCGAUCAUCCGUGUCUCAUAAAGACGGAGGACUUCUACCAGACGGAGGACAGCUACUAUAUCGUCCUGGAGCUCAUGGAGGGCGGUGAGCUCUUCCACAGAGUGAAGUCUCAGCAGCAGCUCGAUGAAGGCGUGGCCAAGCUUUACUUCUAUCAAAUGCUCUGCGCCGUGCAGUACCUCCACAGGAACGGGAUCAUCCACAGAGAUCUGAAGCCAGAGAACGUCCUCCUGUCCUCCAGUGAGGACGAAUGUCUCAUCAAGGUGACAGAUUUCAACCAGUCAAGGAUCCUGGAGGAGGCGGCCCUGAUGCGGACGCUGUGUGGGACUCCAUCCUACCUGGCCCCUGAGGUCUUCACCCACGCCUCCAGCACCGGUUACGGGCUGGCGGUGGACGCCUGGAGCCUGGGUGUGCUUCUGUUUGUCUGCCUCAGUGGCUACGCACCAUUCCACGAGAGCUUCGGCGAGCGCUCAGUGACGGAGCAGAUCAUCCACGGGGAAUUCACCAUGGUCCCGUCCAAGUGGAGGCGUGUCUCCAACCAAGCCAAAGACGUGGUGAGGAAGCUGCUGGUGGUCGACCCCAAGCUGAGGAUGACUGUGGAUGAAGCUCUGCAGCACCCCUGGCUGCAGGACCAGCCAAUGCUGCAGACGGCUCACAGGCUCAUGAAGCCAGCAGGAGGAGGAGGAGAUGCUGCUGAUGCUCCAUCUGCUGCUGUUUCUACGGUAACCACACACGACCACACACCUUCAUGCAACACGAAGCCCAGCCCUUACGGCAGCCCGGCUCCCCCUGCAGGAGGCGGAGCCAUCCUCAGCAGGAAGUUUAAAUCGGAAACGAGGAAGAGGAGAGGAGGAAGAGGAGCAUCUUCAUCACCCUGCAAAGAGGAAGUUCUAGUGCUGUCGAACCGGUCCGGUUCUGGUUCCGGAGCAAUAAACAGAACCAGAAAAAUCCAUCUGCAGUGUUUUUGUUUAAAACAUUUAAUGAUUGAAGAAAACCGAGAUCAGAACCAAGAAGGGUCUGAACUGAUUGGAUCUGGUUCUGAGGAUUGGUCCGGUCCGGUCCGGUUCUCAGAACCAGAGACUAAAACAUUUAAUCCUGUUUAUCUAUAAUUUAAUCUAAAUUAUUUCUAUUCAAACCUUAAAAUGAUCAAAGAAGCUA